GCACUGGCCGUGGUCCGUGGCAGUGUGCGCGCCGCUCCUUCGCGCAGGCGGCCCAGGCCCAAGCAGCAGCACCACCAAAAUGGCGGCGAGCAAAGUGUCGAAAAAGUUACAUUCUAUGGCCAUAGAUUUCCUCUCCAGUCGAAGGAACGCCAACAAUCUCGCAGACAUCAUUGCCCUGAUUGAGAGCAACGAGUCUAAUAUUCCACCAUGUUUACUGGCACUAGAAAUCAUAUUUUUGGAGGUUUUAAAACGACGAGACAUGUUUCUAGAGAACCCUGCAGCUGGAUCAUGCGCUGUAGAUACAGAAAGCCAAUAUAGAAUUUGGCUACGAGAGUGCUUCGAUGAUGCCUGGAGCAAAAUAUUAGCUGUUGUGUCAAACAGUCCAAAGAUUUCUGUUCAAACUCAAGCCUUAUCAACUGCUAUGAAACUUAUUGCCAUGGAAGGUCAGAACCCUUUAGAACCAUUGAAGAAAGAAGAACACUAUUUUCCUAACAACCGCUUAAGACUGCUUCUGGUUGCCAUUCUUUCAUCUGGUCGGAAUGGUGGCCAACUUUUAGCUCGUCUCCAAGAAUUUUCCACUUAUCCAGAUGUCUUGUAUAAUGUUUGGAAACAGUUGUUCCCUAUUGCUAUUGGGCUUCAGCGUAGUGGGCAGAGACCAGAUGAAAAUUUUAUACGGAAUUAUCUGGAUCUUAUUGAUAAAUUUCCUCUUCCCAAGCCAGGGAGGGGCGAGAGAGGUCAAGAUCACGAUCUGACUGACAACUUGUUAUGUGGUCAACAAGGCCAUAAUGGAUAUAUUUUAAAUAUGGACCACAUGCGGAAAGCUGUCAACAAAGUUUGGGGCUGUGUGAUGCAUUGGAAUCACACCCCAGCAACCCAACGCUUGUUGCUUGUCGUGCUUUUGGAACGAGUCUUACCAUUCUUAGACAAACCACUUCUUCUCACAGAUUACCUAAUGGAUAGUCUUGACUCUGGUGGUGCCAUAAGUUUGCUUGCCCUCCAAGGAAUUUUCACUCUUAUUCAAAACCACAAUUUGGAAUAUCCAAAUAUUUUCAGCAAACUCUACUCAAUGUUUGAACCUGAAAUAUUCCACACCAAAUUUAAAGCCCGCUUGUUUUAUUUGUCAGAUAUGUUCUUAAGCUCUACGCACCUUCCAGAAAAUAUUGUUGCUGCAUUUGCAAAACGCCUAGCUCGUUUGUCUUUAGUUGCUCCUCCUGAAGACAUUCAUAUAAUUCUUAUGUUUAUUGGAAAUCUCAUCUUGCGGCAUCCAGGUUUAAAACUUCUCAUAGAUAAUCCAAACCGCACUAAUGUUCCAGAGGACCCAUUUGUUAUGGAGGAACGGGAUCCUAGCAAAAGUAGAGCAAUGGAAAGCUCACUUUGGGAACUUCACGCACUACAAAGUCAUGUCUUACCUGGAGUUGGAACUGCUGCUAAUUUUAUUUAUAACCCUCUUCCCUCAGUAGAAUGGGAUUUGAGUCAAAUAUUAGAAGAUAACUCAGAUGAUAUAUUUGAAAGAGAAAUGAAGAAAAAAUUGAAAGAAAUAGCCCUGACAUUUGAUCGUCCUCAAUCCUUGUCACUGCCACAACAUGAGCGUGUAUCUCAAUUCUGGCAACUUGUUUAAAGUGUUGUAUCUUAAUGGAUUUUGGAAAUCUCUGUUAGCCUUCCCACCAGUACAUAUUGUAUAUUUGAAGGUACAGUAUCCUUAUCCAAAACUCAUUGCCUAAAAUGUUACAAUUUAAUUUAAGCUAUGAGCACAAGUGUUUGUUGGGUCUGUGCAGCAAACAAGAGAUGUAGCUGUUUUGUCAAUCUAUCUUAAGGCAGUGUUGAGAGUGUCUGCUGAAGUCUGAUGUUAAUCACUUAUUUUAAUCUAUCCCGGUAUUUACAUAUGUCUCAUUGUACUGUAUCUUAGUUUCUUGCAACCAACCAGUUUACUGCCAAGUAAUGCAGAUAUCCUUUCAAAAUCAGAUGCAAUCUUUUUUGUAAUUGUUGAGUUUUUAAGUGCCAUAGGGUAUUUAAUACUCAGUGUUGAACCACCAAAGCCUUUCUGUAUAUAUGUAUUGUUAUGUAACAGAUAGUGUAGGUACAGUAGUGCUGUAAGUCACCGUGAUGUCUUAGCACUGUUUCUCACUUUCAAUUUUCUUGUUUUAUGUUUAUAUUAUAUAACUUUUUCCUCUAACCUGAGUACCUCAUGUUAAUCCUAUGGGCAGUGAGAUUAUUCUGUGAGCCUAAGGUACCAUUUCAAAUGCAAGUGGGCCAUGAGACAAAAUCUGAUUUUAUCCAGUUGUUAAGUGACUUAUUUGUAAUCAAAACUGUUAUCAUUUUUAUUAUCUGUUUAUGAUGGCCUCAAGGUUGCCCCUAGUAUUGAUUACUUUGUAUUUGCAAUUCAUGUUCCUGGGGUGUUUUGAAUAUAUUAUAUUCAAGUUUAGUUUGAGUAUUGCUCUGAUUUUUGAAUUCCUAGAAUCGAUUCAUUUGGUCUUCAUUUGAUGUAACUUUUCCUUUGUUGCGGGAGGGUGAUAAACAACAUUCUCAAGCAACAAUUAAUACUUUUGUCUGUGAUUUUUACUAAUUAAGGAUUAUAACUUGUUUGAUGUACUUUUAAUUUUUCAACAAGGUUAAAUUUUUCAAAAUUUAGAUUUUAUGGAGCUCAAUGAAUAGACUCUAAAAAUCAAAUUUAGUUAAGAGCCUUUUUGUUUUUUACCUACUUUAGUUUGAGACCUAUCUGUGGAUUCAGCUUCCACCCGAGGCACAUAGUAUUGCAAAUUUACUUAAUUAAAGUCUUAACUUCAGACAUGGCUCUAUUGUUUCAUAUUGCCAUGUGAGAUAUGGCACCUAUCGCUGUGAUAGUUGGUUUGUUGAGAGAGGCAAUACUACUGUGAGAGACUGAGUGUUUGCCGUGUCAUACAUGGUCACAUAUGACUAUUUGAGUCAUGUGAGCACAGAGGGUAAGCAAAACGGCGUGGUGAAAUCUUCAGCAACAAAAGUCUCAAAGGCCAAUUGUCUUGUUAUGGUCUUCUGAGCAAAACACCAAGGUGUCUACUAGGGGUGAUCGAAUUUCGCAUAUUUUUGAUUCGAGAAUUGUAAUAGUGCGGAAAAGUUGCCCUGGUAUAUCCUAAGACUAACCAUAUUUUUUAUAUUUUUUCCGGACAAAAUCUUGUGUUCGAACCAGGGGUCACGAGUUUGACAUUAGUGUCUUAUGGGCGUUUUGAUCAAAAAGUGUUUUUGGUGUCUUGUUCCUUUAAUUUUCGCCGUACAUCAAAAAUAAUGCCAGAAUCGUGAUCUACGUCAAAAACUGAGACUAGCGAUAUAUAAUGUGACAACAUUCCACUCUUAGAAGCGAAAAUAAAAUUACCAAAAAACGGGUUUUUUGAGAUAUUUUCGAGUUUUUCCGUUCUCUUUUUGCCGCUGUGCGAAGCGGGAUGUUGACAUGCUACACAUCGUUAAACUCAGUUUUUGACGUAGAUCACGAUUUGGGGUCUAUUUUUGAUGUAAAGUGAAAAUUGGAGGAGCAAGGAUAGAUUAACAAUUUUUAACCAAAACGCCCAUAAGACACCAAUGUUAAACUUGUGGCCCCUGGUUCGAACACAAGAUUUUGUCCGAAAAAAAUAUAAAAAAUAUGGUUAGUCUUAGGAUAUACCAGGGCAACUUUUCCGCACUAUUACAAUUCUCGAAUCAAAAAUAUGCGAAAUUCGAUCACCCCUAGUGUCUACCUCCCUCCCAAGUUGUUGCUGAUCCUUUCAUCACAGUUGUCUUGAACUUUUUUGUGUAUAUGUUUUCCUUGAAGUAUCGUUCUUUCAAUAAAGAAUAUCUUUGUUUGCAAUUUCCCAAGCCUUGUGUCGUGACUAGAGCUCAUGUAAGUGCUCAAUUUGUUCAUUGUUCAUUCCCUAGGUUUACAUGAUAAACUAAUAUCUUGUGUAUUUUGAGCAAAGCAUAAAAUCAUGCUGAUCACAUUGAUUUCCUCUUUUCUCUGUUUUUCUUGUUUUUAUUACUGCUGUUUAAAGUUAUGUUAUCAUAUUGCAGUACCCAAUAAUUUUAUCAUAAUUCUAUUUUUUGAAGAGGAAGUGGAGAAUUUCUAGUUGAGGCACAAGACUUGUGAUGUGAUAAGCCAAGCUGUGAGUAAGCUGUCUUACCAGCACACCAACAUUCUAAUCAUUUUGUAUCAAUUUAAUUGACACUGUUAAUUAAAGUAUUGCUUCUGGUGUGUAAAA
This is a messenger RNA of Frankliniella occidentalis (western flower thrips), 4202 nucleotides long. Its product is annotated as nucleolar complex protein 4 homolog B. The coding region runs from base 80 to 1618 and encodes 512 amino acids. Lineage: Eukaryota; Metazoa; Arthropoda; Insecta; Thysanoptera; Thripidae. Gene Ontology annotation, cellular component: Noc4p-Nop14p complex; small-subunit processome; nucleolus. The transcript is spliced from 10 exons. The record is from RefSeq and is a predicted model, not a curated record. Gene Ontology annotation, biological process: ribosome biogenesis.